Messenger RNA from Achroia grisella, 5317 nucleotides. RefSeq names its product alpha-mannosidase 2-like. Gene Ontology annotation, molecular function: carbohydrate binding; alpha-mannosidase activity. Gene Ontology annotation, cellular component: Golgi membrane. The transcript is spliced from 6 exons. The coding region runs from base 1 to 3897 and encodes 1298 amino acids. Gene Ontology annotation, biological process: N-glycan processing; protein deglycosylation; mannose metabolic process. The record is from RefSeq and is a predicted model, not a curated record. Lineage: Eukaryota; Metazoa; Arthropoda; Insecta; Lepidoptera; Pyralidae.
AUGAGAAGUCUUUACCAACUACUUUGUGUGUUCACAUUGAACAUUGUGUUAAACUCGAAAAUUUACUGCUAUGAAAAAACAUUACGGAAAAUUGUUCGCAAUCAAUCAAAAAUGAUACAGAGACCUUUCAGUGAUACGGGAACUGAAAAUAUGGUGUGGAGGAACGCAUCAUUGUUUCCUAUGUCAUUGCAAUUCAACAGGGAACUUAUGUUCAAAAUGCAACGGCCCAAAGUUUCCACUAUAUUAUCUGUAGCAGAAACAAAUCACGGCAAAUCUUAUUCAAGAAUGAAGACGAGUAAUGAGGAGUAUCUGUUAUCCAAUGAACAACGACUUACAAGGAACACAUUAUAUAAGAAUAUAUCGUCUUUUCAUUCUAGCAACUCGUAUUUGCCGAUCUUUAACAAUAGCAUAAUGAAUAGUAAUACAUUUCCGAAAGAUAUAGCAAUAUUUUAUCAAAUACCAACGCGAUCUAAAUAUUUUCCAACUGCUGAUGAUAAUUUACAAAACUACGAACAAAAAGGUAACAAUAAGGAAAGUGGUAUUGUUAUUCCUGAAUUUCCACAGACGAAUAAAGAUAAUGAGAGUGUUAUAACAAAAAGCAUUUUCAAGUCACCAAUCGAUCACAAACUUAAAACUAUUAAACCAGAUUAUCAAGAUACAAGUCAGCACGAAGUUGGUAUUGAUAAAGCAGAUUUCCUAAUAGAGGAAUUAAUAGCGGAUCCAAAGUCUAAGUAUAGCUAUAACGUAUCGGACGAUUCCUAUACUUGUACUGUUUUACAAGAAACAAAAGCAAAUAUUGAUGCGCAGGAAACAUUUUCUAACUUUGAUAUAGAGCCAUUGUGGAUGGCGAAUAAACAUUUUUGGAACAGUAUUUAUGACAGUCGGUAUGAAUAUUUGAUGAGAAAUCACAAAUGGCCAGCUUUAAAGGUCAUUCUUGUACCUCGUACUCACGUGGACACUAUUUGGAAACAAUCUUUCGAAUAUUAUCAUAAUAACAGCGUAAAUAAAAUUAUAUCAAACGUUGUUAAGAAACUUCAAUUUUAUGAUAACCUUACAUUCACGUGGAACGAGGUGUCCCAUUUGAGCCAAUGGUGGAAGACUGCCUCACAAAAGAGCCGAUCGGUGUUUCGACGUUUGAUAAAAGGAGGUCGUUUAGAAAUCACCACAGGAGGGUGGGUAGAACCUGAUGAAGCUACCACACACAUAUUUGGGCUGAUACACCAACUUACAGAAGGACACCAGUGGUUAAAAUGUUACUUGAAUUACAUGCCGAAGGUCGGUUGGCUUACAAACAGUGUGACUCAUAGCCCUACAAUGGCUUAUCUAUUGACGGCGUCUGGAAUAUCCAAUUUAGUGAUGACAAAUCUUCACUUCUCCUGGGAACAAUAUCUAGCGGAAUAUCAGUACAGCGAUUUUGUUUGGAUUCAAAAUUGGGACAAUGACAAAACCAGCGCGACGGAUAUUAAUGACGCCCUGAACAGAUUAGGAAAUGAUCGUUUACCAAAACAUUCCGUUUUAACUCAUUAUUUACAAUUCAAUUCAGCCGGUUUUAAAGCUUGCGGGCCAAAUAAAGCCAUAUGUAGUAGUGAUUUCAAUUUCGGCAAACCCAAUAGAAAUUUCGACAUAAAUCCUUAUAACGUUAAAGAAAAAGCAGAACUAUUACUAGAACAAUAUUCCAAGACUGGUACAAUCACGCCACAUAACAUUAUGAUGGCUCCUUUAGGAGGGCCAUACGCCUACGAAAGUCAAUCUGAAUUUGAUUAUCAAUAUAUGAAUUACCAAACGUUAGCCGAAUUCAUAAAUGCCAAUAGUAAUAUAUACAAAGCUACAGUUCAAUUCGGCACACCUAGUGAUUAUUUCAAUAAUAUUGUUGCGAAACAUAAAAAUUAUCCCACAUUAAAAGGUGACUUUCUGAAUUUUGCAGAUAUACACUCAGGAAGUCCCGCAUACUGGGCGGGAUUUUACACAUCGCGACCUUUACUUAAAGUAUUACUGCGGCGUCUCCAGUCUACUUUACGGACUACUGAGAUUUUGUUUACAUUCACUAUUAGUAUGAAUGCCUUUCAUGGUUUUAAUACGACAGAAAUAUUUAAACUUCUUAUAAAAUCGAGAGAAAGCGUUGCUCGCCUUCUUGAUAAGAAUGUUGUAAGUGGUACUGUAAAUGCCAAUACUCUCAGAUAUGUUCAUAAUCAGAUAAUAAUGACGGCUAAAGAUUGUUGGUAUAUACAGGAAGUAUCUGCAAGUCUGCUAAGUAUUAAACCGGAUCAGAUCGCCCCGUAUCUUCAAAAAUAUAUUUAUAGGGAUGGAGAAUUCGUUUCGGUUUUCAGAACUGUUGCAGCCGGUGAUCAAGUAUAUGUAUUUAAUUCACUUAGUCAUGAGAGAACAGAAAUAGUGGAGCUUAUAACAAAAACUCCUAACAUUAGAAUUGUAGACCAUAACAAAAAACACAUUACUAUACAGAUAAAUCCAGUCUGGAAAUACAACUCGAAGAACAUCGUAAAAAUAUCACGAACGUUUUUUAAAAUUGUUUUCGUUAUUCAUAUACCGCCUAUGACUUUGGAAUUAUUCAGGGUCAAAGAGACUUACGAUACAACACAGAGCACUGCUACUAUUUAUUGUCAAACAUGUAAAUUAGACGAUGACUAUGGUCAAAACCCAUACUUUAAAUUUAAUAUUCAAUCAAUACAACCAGGGGACAUACAAUUCGAAAAUUACAAACAUAGACUUAUUUUCGAUGAAGUGUCUGGAUUCUUAAAAACUGUAAUUGAAAAAAGUAACAACAAAGAAAAAAUGGUUGUUUUCGAUUAUGGCGCAUUUAAAAGUUCUGACCAUAAUGCUGGAAUGUUCUUAUUCAAUACAGAUGUAAGGAGACCACUUCAGGAUAUAUUAAUGCCAUAUAGAACUGGGUACAAUACAAAACUACUGAUGAUUACAUCUGGACAAGUUACUACUGAACUCAUAUCAAUUUAUGGCCUUUUCCUCCAGCAUACUGUAAAAAUAUUUAAUCUUCUCAAAGGUCCAUUAUCCGACGCUAUUUACUUAGAAAGUAAAGUGAAUUACGAAGUAGCGCCGAAAAACAGAGAACUUGAAUUAUUCCUGUCCAUUCAAACCGAUAUAAGCAAUGGUAAUUAUCCCGAAAUAUACACCGAUAAUAACGGCUUUCAAUACACCAAACGUGUUUUAAAUAUAACUAGACGUAUUGAGUCAAAUAUGUAUCCCAUAACAAACAUGGUAUACAUUCAAGAUAGUAACAAGAGGUUAACGCUCAUAACUGAUCAUGCACAAGGAGUGACAGCAUUGCAAGAAGGCCAGUUGGUUGUUAUGUUGGACAGGAGGAUCUUAUUUAAUGAUGGUCGGGGUACACACGAGGGUUUAGCAGACAAUACUGUAACAUACCACCGUCAUAUCAUAUUACUGGAGAACUUCGCAGAAUCUGUAAACUAUUUCGGUUACUUAUCAUUCGAGAAUCAUCUCAAAUUGCCAAGUCAAACUGCCUUAAAUUUGGCCAACUCCAUAAACUAUCCUCUAGACAUUUUCGUGAAUAGUAAGAAAAACAGUAAUCUAUCUUAUUAUGCAUUUAUACCAUUGAUAAAAACAUCAUUUCCGUGUGAUGUUUCAGUUGUUAACUACAGAACAAUACUGAAUCGAGGUGUACAUAAUCAAACUCCAAAUUCAGCUUUGUUAGUUUUGUUUCGACAGACCGCUUCAUGUCGAAUAGAUAAUACUGAUCUUCAUUGCAAUGGAGAAAGUGGCUUCACUGUAGAUAACAUUCUUCGCAGUGUUAAAUCAGUGUACCUAACGAAUUUAGUUGGUACCAGUGAUGGUGUUCCACAAACUUUUUAUAAUUUAAGAAAUUUUCCACCGAUGGAACUGAUAACAUUGCGAAUAUAUUUUUAAUUUAUUAUAGACUAGCUGUGCCCGCGCUUUCACCUGCAUGAAAUUUAUGUAUGAAGUGUGGUAUUUUAUUGUUAAGUUUUAGAAUCCGUUGUGUAGUUUUUGCGUGAAAAUGUAACAAACAUUCAUCUAUCCAUAUCCACACUCGCUAACUUCCGCGUUUAUAAUAUUAGUAAGAUAUUUUUACUGAUAUGAUAAAGUAAUGUCUAAUUUAGGGAAGUAACUAUAUUUAAAUAAAAUUGCUAUGAAUAUUUUUUAUGUAGUGCAUACCUACCUGAAGAUCCUUUUACUAAAAUACUUAAGUUUAGUUUAUCAACUAUAAUAAAACUUAUUAUUACGUAUUCCUGUAUUACAUUUUAGAAGUUACAUAAAUAGAUAAUUUGUUCAUCGCGGAAGUAAUUUACUUAGUACCAGACUAGACAGCCAAAAUUAUGUAAGUUAGACCUUACAAAGUGAACACAGGUAACCUUUGGCAUGCUUUAGGAACUGGGAGAACUUAGGGUGUUAGACUUAAUUUAGGGCAACCUUUAACAACUUAUUAUAUUACACUUAACAUUUGAUCUUUUUUUAAACAAACCAGGACGUUUAAUAAUCUUUCGUUUACGUAGAUUAUUGUAGUUUAUAUUUUUCAUAAAAACCUUUUGCCAUACUUGGUCACUUAAAAAAAUAUUCCGACAAUUGGUCGGAAUACAUGACAUCGCUAAAUAUUUUUAUUAAAUAAAAUUAGUGGCAAAACAAUGAAGACAAAGUCAUCAAACAAAAAUAAAUAAUAUAUAAAAGUACCUAUAUAGUUUAUUUUUAGUUUGUUGUAUACCUACCCUCCGUUCCAUUUCGUUUUGUAUACCUACCUUCCGUUCUAACAUUUGUGUCUCGUCUCUAUCGCUUGCGCGAGAAUACGGUAGGUACCCAAGUAGGUAACUCAAAAAUCCAAAAUAAACAAAAUAGUUUGUGUUCUAUAAUAUAAUUUUUUUUUUCAUUUUUUGUAUACCCUCCGUUGCUCUCCGUUUUGUAUACCUUCCGUUCUAACAUUUGUGUCUCGAUACGCGUGAGCAUAUGCUACUCAAUCAAAUAUGUGUACUAGUGUAGUUUAGAGUAGUGAAUAAAAUAAAAUAUUUUUGACCCCUGGACCCUGGUACGUAUUAGCAAACAAUAAAGAACAUCGACGCAACUAAAUAUAGGUACUUGAAAAACUCUUAGCCUCACGCUUCCAUUUAAAAAAUUUACUUAUUAAUUAUCGAAAUCUUGUAGAUACAAAAUUAUACGAGAAUCAUGAUCUCUUCGACAUUCCGUUUCUUUUUAUUGGUUGAAUAAUCAUUUUCAUAAAGUUAAUGUACUAUUGUUUACAAAAUUCUAGUAACCGAAAAAUAUUGUUAGCUAUACAUCACUCAAGUUGAAAAAAAAACUACCUUUUCUUUAUUCUAAA